Messenger RNA from Pungitius pungitius (ninespine stickleback), 1877 nucleotides. Its product is annotated as B2 bradykinin receptor-like. Gene Ontology annotation, molecular function: C-C chemokine binding; bradykinin receptor activity; C-C chemokine receptor activity. Gene Ontology annotation, biological process: calcium-mediated signaling; G protein-coupled receptor signaling pathway; positive regulation of cytosolic calcium ion concentration. The transcript is spliced from 2 exons. Lineage: Eukaryota; Metazoa; Chordata; Actinopteri; Perciformes; Gasterosteidae. Bases 74 to 1138 code for a protein of 354 amino acids. Gene Ontology annotation, cellular component: external side of plasma membrane; membrane. The record is from RefSeq and is a predicted model, not a curated record.
GGCAGCAGUAGAAGGAGCUACAGAAGCAGUGCUGUGUGUCUGGAUAUUUAUCAUCUGGGAUUUCUCAGGAAGGAUGGUUCUUCUGCCAACAAGCGCUCCUGCUAACUUCAGCACAACGGUUAUGUAUGGAGACCAAAACCAAACAAAUACAUUGACGUGCCCUCAUGCAGAAUUGAAAUCUUGGCACUAUACUGUGCUGCCACCUUAUUACCUGGUCAUCUCUGUGCUGGGAAUCAUCUUGAAUGUGUUUGUACUGGGGGUUUUCUGCUUUCAUAAGAAGGCCUGCUCCGUGGCGGAGAUCUUGCUGGGAAACAUGGCCGCUGCUGACCUCAUCCUGAUGGCUUUCAUACCCUUCUGGGCUGUGUACACGGCCGAAAGAUAUAACUGGCCCUUUCCUCAUCCCCUGUGCGCAGUGGUCACCCUCUCUAUCACCAUGAACGCCUACUGCAGCAUCUACUUCCUCGUUCUGAUAAGCAUUGACCGUUAUGUGGCCCUGGUGCACCCGCUGUCCCAUGACGGAAUACGUCGGCCAAGAUACGCCAAAGUGGGCUGUCUGCUGGUGUGGUGUUUCGGCUUGCUCCUGAGUGUCCCCGCACUCGUCUACAGGAAAGUGACAUAUGACAGUAGAGUAAACUCUUCUGUGUGCCGAAUUGAUUACCCAAAUAACACUGUAUAUUGUCUGUUCAGUGGGAUGCUAAUAAUAUUCACCUUUGUCAUCCCAAUUUCCAUUAUUUCCUUCUGCACGUUUAGGAUUAUUCAAGCACUGAACAACAGGUUAGCUGUUGGGUCGAACACAAGAAAAACUGAGCACAAGGCCACCACUCUGGUGCUGGCAGUGCUACUAGCGUUUAUGAUUUGCUGGGUACCAUUCCACCUGUCUAGGAUAGUUGAGAUGUUUUUACAUGCAGGCAUGAUUACGAACUGUACCCUAAUAACCAUCACCAACGCCUGCGGACAUAUCUCCAUGAAUUUGGCUUUCUUCAACAGUGUUCUCAACCCCGUCCUCUACAUUAUAGUAGGAAAGAAUUUCCACCAAAAAGUAAGGGAUCUCUUCACGCGGAGGAGCACCAGUAGCAGAACAUCCUCCACCACCUGGCAAAUGUCAAGAAGUGUCAAAACCGAGCAGGUCUCAAGCUGAUCUACAGGAGAAGCUUUUUUUCUCAUAUUAUUCUUAAUUAUUUUUUUUUUUUAUGGUUUUCUCUGAACACCUUGUGAUAGAAAGUGCUCGAUGACACCACGUGACUCAAUUUACCGUUAAUGCCCUAUAACUUUUGUUUCCAAAAGAAAUUUUUCAGACCAAUAUUAUCACUGCAAAAUAUUUAAACAGCACUGCAAUAGUAAUGGGCCGCAAAGUACUAUUAUGGAGUGUACAGAAGAGCUGGAAACGACCUUUUCUGUGUCUAAGCAUGUUUUAAUAUCCCAAGUUUGCAUGUGUUUCCUUCCUCCUCCGUGUGCUUGUAUCAGGAUAUAUUUGUAAACCUGGUUCUCUGUGCUGGUGGAGUCACUCUAGAUUUUUGAAAUCUUUAUGUUGAACAUCAAUAACCAAACUCUGCCAUAAAUUGUAACCAUGUAUUUCCCUGUCUGAUACUGACACUGGAACUCAUGUGGCCUUUCUUUGAUUCCAGAAAGCUAAAAUCUGAAAAUGGCCACCUACCACUAUGCGCACCUACCACUGUGCGCACUUUUGCAUUAUUGUAGGUUAAGUUUGAUGCUUUGUACAGUUUUCUUUACAACUCAAUUUCACCACAGUAGAAAAAGUUGUCACUUGCUCAGUCAUGUUGGUGCUUUUAAAGGAACAACCCUGUUUUACAAUUUUGAAAAAAUUUGCAUCAUCAAUGUAGUUAUACUUUGUGACAGUAUUUACAAAGAAAAUAAAG